Harmonia axyridis is the source of this 1128-nucleotide messenger RNA. Its product is annotated as RRP15-like protein. NCBI's taxonomy places the organism in Eukaryota, Metazoa, Arthropoda, Insecta, Coleoptera, Coccinellidae. Bases 129 to 926 code for a protein of 265 amino acids. The transcript has 3 exons. The record is from RefSeq and is a predicted model, not a curated record. Gene Ontology annotation, cellular component: preribosome, large subunit precursor. Gene Ontology annotation, biological process: maturation of LSU-rRNA; maturation of 5.8S rRNA.
CAUUAUCAAAGCUUUGAUGGUUCAAAAUUAACCUUACUUUAUCGGUUAUUCAAAAAUAAACGUGAAUUUCGAAGGAAUAUAGUAACUAAUGGGAUAUAUUCAUAUUAAUUGUUGAUUUAUAAAACACAAUGAAGCGAGUUAUCGUAGAAGAAAGUGACGAUUCAAGAAGUGAGGACGAGAAUGUCUUAUCCGGCAACGAGGACGAAGUUAAUUCUGGAGAAGAAGAGAACUUUGCCAGUGAUGAAGGUGAAACAAGUGAUGACCAAGGCUCUGAUGCUGAGAAUGGUUCAAAGAAUUCAGCAUGGGCAGAUUCAGUAUCCAAGAUUUUAAAAAGUAAACCUAAACCCAAUAAACCUCUAGUGCUCUCUAAAGCAAAAAAAUUGACUGAUGUGAAAGCUAAACCUAAAGAAUCAGAAUUUGAAGUAGUACAGGAAGAUGGGGAAAUUAAAAAAGAACUGGUUGAAGAUAAACCAGUCGAAGAAAAGAAAGAAACCAAGGUUAAGAGAAAAAGGACAAAAGAAAUUCCCGGUUUAAGAGUGAAACCUGAUAUUUUGGAAAAAGAUCGAGAGAGGAUUCUUACUAAAGUAGCUACAAGGGGUGUUGUUCAGUUGUUUAAUGCUGUUAGGAAUCAACAGAAAGAUAUCAAUAAAAAAUUAUAUGAGGCUGGUCCUUUAGAAGUGAGAAAAGAAAAAGUAAUGAAAAGUAUUGAUAAGAAUACUUUCUUAGAUACUUUAAUGGGUCAGAAAUCUGAACAAGUUGAUGAAGUUCUGGCAAAAGAAGAACAUAUUCCAAAGAAAAUUAAAUUAGAUAAAGAGGAUAAUAGCGGAAAAGUUUGGGAUGUUCUGAAAGAUAACUAUAUGAUGGAUGCUAAAAUGAAGGAUUGGGAUAAAGAAUUGGAUAGUGACUUGGAAUUAGAGACUGCAUAAACAGUUUGUUUUUUUUGAUAAAUUGCUAUACCAAUAGAUUGAAUGAAAAUUAUGUUCUUUCUUCACUAAAUUCAACAUCCAAAAUUAAAAUGUACAUAUUAUGAAGCUAGUGUUAUCAACUGCAUAGGUUAAAUAAAUACUUAUGCUGUCAUGAUGGAAUAAGAAUUUUGUAAUAUUUUUACAAUAAAUGUUAUUUAUUAUU